This is a messenger RNA of Drosophila rhopaloa, 224 nucleotides long. RefSeq lists its product as uncharacterized. The record is from RefSeq and is a predicted model, not a curated record. The transcript has a single exon. NCBI's taxonomy places the organism in Eukaryota, Metazoa, Arthropoda, Insecta, Diptera, Drosophilidae. Bases 45 to 224 code for a protein of 59 amino acids.
ACUUUAUAUCUGUGUGUUUUCCUUUCGGGCGUGUAAAAGUGAAAAUGCGAGUGGGCGGCGACGAAGCGACGACGACGAUGCGCGCGAUUUUCUCGCGUGAGGCUGGCGGAACGUUCAAGAUGGCACUGCCACGGCGGUCCACGCCGAUCGACUUGACAGUCCAUGGAGCCGCCCGGCGGACCCGUCGUUAUUUAUUCCGGAAUAUAAAUUAUAAGUAUAAAUAA